Molecule: messenger RNA, 1731 nt
Organism: Zootermopsis nevadensis
Lineage: Eukaryota; Metazoa; Arthropoda; Insecta; Blattodea; Termopsidae
Source: RefSeq, a predicted model, not a curated record
CUUCCUGUUUUGGCUGCUGCUUUAACUAUGCUUUUAACUGAUCGUAAUUUUAAUACAACUUUCUUUGACCCUGUAGGUGGGGGUGAUCCUAUUUUGUACCAACAUUUGUUCUGGUUUUUUGGUCAUCCUGAGGUUUAUAUUCUUAUUCUUCCAGGUUUCGGUAUUAUUUCUCAUACUGUUAGUUUUUAUAGUAAUAAGACUGAGCCUUUUGGUAGUUUGGGUAUGAUUUACGCCAUGAUUUCUAUUGGUGUUUUAGGUUUCAUUGUUUGAGCCCACCAUAUGUUUACGGUUGGGUUGGAUGUUGACACACGUGCUUAUUUUACUGCUGCUACUAUAAUUAUUGCUGUUCCCACGGGUGUUAAGGUUUUUAGUUGAUUGGCUACCAUACUUGGGGGUAAGUUAGAUUUUAGCCCUUCUUUUUACUGGUCGGUGGGUUUUGUUUUUCUUUUUACUGUUGGUGGAUUGACUGGUGUUACUUUAUCUAACUCUUCUCUUGAUGUUAGGCUUCAUGAUACUUAUUAUGUGGUUGCCCACUUUCACUAUGUUCUUUCUAUGGGUGCAGUUUUUGCUAUUAUAGCGGGGAUUACACAUUGGUUUCCGUUUGCUUAUGGUUUGUCUAUAAAUCCCUAUCUGCUGAGGGGUCAGUUUUGAAGUAUGUUUUUAGGUGUUAACUUGACUUUUUUUCCUCAGCAUUUCUUAGGCCUUAAUGGCAUACCUCGACGUUAUUGUGAUUAUCCGGAUAGUUUUACUUAUUGGAAUACUGUUUCUAGGGUUGGUAGUAUUAUUACUAUUUUUUCUAUUGUUUUUCUUGUUUAUAUUGUUUGGGAGUCUUCUUCCAGUUCCCGGGGUUUAUCUUCUUUCGUUUCUUCGGAUUCUAUUAAUGAAUUAAUAAUUGAUUCUCCUUUUCCGCCACACACUAAUGUUGAGUCUUGUAGAGUUGUUGGUGGUGUUGUUAUUAUUUAGUUUUUAAAAUGCCUAGAUGAUUGUCUUUGGGUUUUCAAGAUAGUAGUUCUUCUGGUAUAGGUGAGCUUUCUUGUCUUCAUGAUCAUGUAAUAACUAUUAUAUUUAGUGUUAUUAUUCUUAUUUCUUAUAUUAUGUUUUACUUGCUUGUAAAUAUUAAGUAUUACAAGUUUUUAUCUGAGGGCACUUUUAUUGAGACUAUUUGGUCUAUAAUUCCCGCUUUUUUACUAAUUGUGUUAGUUUUACCUUCUAUGAGAGUUUUGUACAUAGUGGAGGACGUUAAAUCUCCUGUUUUGACAUUUAAGGUUGUUGCUCAUCAAUGAUAUUGAAGUUAUGUUGUUCCUUUGUUUAAGAAUUUUUCUUUUUUUACUGAUGGUGGGGAUAAGUUUUGUUAUUAUGAGUUUGACUCUAUAGGGGAUAGGUAUGACCCUGAUGGGUGUUCUCCUCGUUUAUUAGGUUGCUCUUCUGAUUUUUUUAUUCCUGUUAAUACUACCUCUCGUCUUUUAAUUACUUCUACGGAUGUAAUUCAUUCUUUUGCUUUGCCUUCUCUUGGUUUGAAGGUUGAUGCUCUUCCCGGGCGUAUUAAUCAGUUAUUUACUAACUCUUCUCGUGUGGGUUAUUUUUUUGGUCAAUGCUCUGAGAUUUGUGGCUCUAACCAUUCUUUUAUGCCUAUUAGUCUUAAGGUUUGUUCCUUAUCGGAUUUCGAUUCUGUUUCUAAGAGGUAUAUUCUUGAUCUUUUAGGGGAUUCUUUAGUUUUUUACUUUUAGUUUU